Messenger RNA from Saprolegnia diclina VS20, 1013 nucleotides. RefSeq lists its product as hypothetical. NCBI's taxonomy places the organism in Eukaryota, Oomycota, Saprolegniomycetes, Saprolegniales, Saprolegniaceae. Bases 1 to 969 code for a protein of 322 amino acids. The transcript is spliced from 2 exons. The record is from RefSeq and is a predicted model, not a curated record.
AUGCACGACGACUUUGCACUCAUGCAGCCGCUCGUCCACGCCGUGCGAACGUACUACUCGUCGUACUACGGCGUCGACGUGACGCCGAUCGCUGCCGCCCACAACGUCCCGCUCUAUGUCGGUGUGUACAUGACGUCCGAAGACUGGUACAGCAGCCAAGUCGAGGCUGCGAUCAUGGGUGCCGUCAACUACCCGGCCACCGUCAAGGCGAUUCUCGUCGGCAACGAAAACGUCGUGCCGCAUGGUCCCUACAAUACGUCGUACCUCAUGAGCCAGAUGCAGUACAUCAAGUCCGAGGUCGCUCGGCGCUCCAACGGGACCGUCAACGUCCCGGUCGGGACCGUCCAGCGGGUCUCCGAGUGGCUCAACGCCGACAUUCGAGCCAACAUGCUGGCACUUGCCAACGCUUCGGACAUUGUCGGUGUCAACAUCUACCCGUUCUUCAGUAAUGGGUACGACGUCAACAAGCCGGUCGCGAUCCUCGACGCUCUCUGGAACGAAAUGCUCAAGCUGUACCCGGCAUCCAAGCUGCGGCUCACGGAGACGGGCUACUCGACCGCCGGCAACAACCUCACGACAGUGUCGCCGAUCGUGGUGCCGAGUAUUGCGAAUGCGAUGGGCUAUUACAACGGUCUAGUCCAGUGGCAGCCAUCCGCUGGCGGCGGCGAAGCGUUUUGCCAAGGGCAAGAAGAAGACGGACAACUUUCCCGUGGCUGUGAACCCCGUCUACAUCUCGCCGACACCGACGCCCACCGCAACACCCACACCCUCUCCAACGCCUACAACGACACCGACACCUACGCCAACGCCGACACCAACACCGACGCCGACACCGACACCAACACCGACGCCGACACCGACGCCGACACCGACGCCGACACCGACGCCAACACCGACGCCAACACCAACACCGACACCGACGCCAACGCCGACGCCAACACCAACACCGACACCGACGCCGACGCCUAGUCCAACGCUGACAACGGCAACGCCCAUCCAGCUCUGCACGUUCA